CUCUUCCUACUUCAAAUCGGAAGACAAGUGAAGGAUCUAAAUCAGCCAACAUGGAGACCGAAAACCCGAUCGCGGAUGAGAACUCAGCAACAAUGGCGGAAGUGCUGCCAUUGGCCUCCGUUUCUCAACAACCAUACGUCUCCGAACUCCUUUCCUUCACUCUCGAUCGUCUACACAAGGAACCAGAGCUUCUCCGCGUCGAUGCCGAGAGAAUUCGGAGGCAGAUGCAGGAGGUUGCUGUUAAUAACUACCGUGCGUUCAUUUCUGCCGCUGAUGCUUUGGUUUCGAUCCGCCAUGAAGUCUCAUCCAUCGAUAAACACCUCGAAUCAUUGAUUGCAGAGGUCCCCAAGCUAACAUCUGGCUGCUCUGAGUUCAUAGAAUCUGCCGAAAAGAUUUUGGAGAAAAGAAAGAUGAACCAGACGCUGCUGGCAAAUCAUAGUACUUUGCUUGACUUACUUGAAAUUCCUCAGCUUAUGGACACGUGCGUGAGGAACGGAAAUUAUGAUGAAGCUCUAGACUUGGAAGCAUUUGUCAGCAAACUGUCGACAAUGCACCCUAAAUUACCAGUCAUUCAAGGACUCGCUGCAGACGUUCGACAAACCACCCAGUCUCUGCUCUCACAGCUUCUCCAAAAACUAAGAUCAAAUAUUCAGUUACCAGAAUGUCUUCGCAUUAUUGGGUAUCUACGACGGAUAGGAGUAUAUAGUGAGUACGAAAUGCGCCUACAGUUCCUAAGAUGCAGAGAGUCAUGGUUGUCUGGCAUUCUUGAUGAACUAGAUCAGAGAAAUGCUUAUGAAUACCUAAAAGGGAUGGUAAACUGUCAUAGGAUGCAUCUUUUUGAUGUUGUUAACCAAUAUCGUGCCAUAUUUGCUGAUGAUACAUCAGGAAGUGAAGAGAACUAUGAUGGCGGACUUCUAUUCAGCUGGGCCAUGCAUCAGAUUGCUGCUCACCUUAAAACUCUAAAGAUCAUGCUCCCAAAAAUAACUGAAGGCGGGUCAUUGUCCAAUAUACUGGACCAGUGCAUGUAUUGUGCCAUGGGGCUUGGAUGGGUUGGAUUGGAUUUUCGGGGCUUGCUUCCACCUCUUUUUGAAGAGGCUGUCUUAAACCUAUUUUCAAAAAAUAUGAGUACAGCAGCGGAGAAUUUUCAGUUGGUUUUGGAUUCUCAUCGAUGGGUCCCAUUACCAGCUGUUGGCUUCUCAUCCAAUAGUUUUGGCGAAGAGAGUCAGGAAGAUAUUACGCCGCCUCCAAGUUUAAUGGAGCAUCCACCUCUUGCUGUUUUUGUUAACGGUGUAUCUGCUGCAUUGAAUGAGCUACGGCCCUGUGCCCCAAUAAGUUUUAAGCAUAUUCUUGCCCAAGAGUUGGUGAAGGGACUGCGCACUGUUUCUGAUUCUUUAUUGCGAUACAAUACCACCAGGGUGCUUAGGGAAAACGAGUCUGCCCUUUUCCUGUCAUUAUGCCGAGCAUUCAUAGAGGUCGCAUAUCCACAUUGUGCUACAUGCUUUGGACGUUGUUACCCUGGAGGAUCUUCCCUCAUCAUAGAUAGCAAGCAUUUGUUCGAGGGAAUCACUCGCCUGUUGACUACAUCUUCCUCGAGACAAUUACCAAAGAGAGUCCAAAAUACGGAGUCCAAAAAUGUAUCAGAAAACGGUAAUCCACCUGCAGUUGAAAACGGAGAUGUCAAAGGAACAGAGAAUCGUAAUGUGGUUGAGGAAGACGACCCAAUUUCACAAACUCAGGAAAAACAAGAUGAAGAAUAAACACAAAUGCCCUUCGGUUGUUGCUGUUGUUCAUAAACGAAAGUUUCAGGCAUCACGAAUGCAAGUGAAAAUGGGUAUGGUAGUUUCUCUUUGUUUUUCCUUUCUUUCAUGAGUUUAUUCAAUUUCUUUUGUAUAUGUAUGAAUUAUGAAUUUGGUAGUAGUUUAUUGGUGUUUCUGUUGGUAUUGUUGUUUUCCAUAUCAGAAUGUAAAUCAGACUGUUUGGUACCCUUUCUGACCAAAAGAAUUUCACUUCUGGUUUUUGAGAAUCAAA
Cynara cardunculus var. scolymus (artichoke) is the source of this 2028-nucleotide messenger RNA. RefSeq names its product conserved oligomeric Golgi complex subunit 8. The transcript is spliced from 11 exons. The record is from RefSeq and is a predicted model, not a curated record. Bases 51 to 1757 code for a protein of 568 amino acids. Gene Ontology annotation, biological process: intra-Golgi vesicle-mediated transport. Gene Ontology annotation, cellular component: COG complex. Lineage: Eukaryota; Viridiplantae; Streptophyta; Magnoliopsida; Asterales; Asteraceae.